GGGGGGGGAAGGAUGGGGCAGCGGGACCGAAUGUUCAAAGUGCUCGUGGUGGGCGAUGCCACGGUGGGUAAAACAUCGCUGGUGCAGCGCUACGCCAACGACAGCUUCAACCGGCACUACAAAUCCACCGUGGGCGUGGACUUUGCCCUGAAGGUGGUCCAGUGGUCCGAGUCGGAGACGGUGCGGCUUCAGCUCUGGGAUAUUGCAGGGCAGGAACGCUUCACGUCCAUGACCCGGCUGUACUACAGGGAGGCAUCAGCCUGUGUCAUCAUGUUUGAUGUCACCAACGUCAGCACCUUCAGCAACAGCCAGAAGUGGAAGCAGGACUUGGACAGCAAGCUGACGCUGCCGGAUGGGAGCCCUGUGCCGUGCCUGCUGCUGGCCAACAAGUGCGACCUUUCCCCGUGGGCAGUGACAAGAGAAGAAGUGGAUCGUUUCAGCAAAGAAAAUGGUUUUUCUGGUUGGGUGGAAACAUCCGUCAAGGAGAACAAGAACAUUAAUGAGUCUAUGAGAGUCCUGAUUGAGAAGAUGAUGUCCUCAUCCACUGGUGAUGGAAGUGCUGCUGCUUCCUGGAGGGGGGAUUAUAUUAAUAUCAAAGAGACGUCCCCGCCGGGCUGGGCGUGCUGCUGAUGCUCUGACUGCCCCAGCUGCUUCUACUUUCUACCCCUUUUUUUUUUGUCUGUUUGUUUUCAAAGAUAGUGAACUGUCCUCUCUUUAGUGUACAUUCAUACUAAGCAUUGCUGCAAUGGCUUGGAGGGAGGAAUGGAAGGAGUAAGAAAAGGAGCCCUCUUUCUUCCAGCACAGCAGCAGUGGGAGCACGGCGCAGUCUGUGCUCCAGCACAUGGCUGGGAUUCAUCUUUUAAAACGUUGAGCACUUUUCUUCAUCUUCUCCUGUGUGACAGCCUGUGUCAUGCAGGGUGAAGGACAUGGAACGUGUAUUUUUAAUGCUGUUGCACCUUUUAUUCCCCACAACCUUCACCUGAUCCACAGAGGUACCAUUCUGGAGUGCUGCAGUGACCUUCAUUUGAUGCACACAAAGUUGAAGCGUUCUCUCUGCUCCUGUGGGUUCCUGAGGUGGGAUUACAGCAAACCCUUCCCUCUGUGCUCUGGAACUGCACACCUCUGCCAGCCUGUUACCAGAGACCAACGCAUCUCAGCAUUGUCAUCCAAUGUCCUUAAGGUGUGGAUUUGAGAUGUAGCACAGCCCUAAAACACGUGUGUGCUGACUGUGGGGCUGAACAGCACAGACCACAACUUUGUCAAGCAUGGCUCAAUUGCCUUCUGUUCCUUCACCCUUACCCCUCUGUCUAGCACAAUCCUAUGUGUUCUCUUCUGCUGCUGCUUUAUUAGGACACUGGGAACUGAAUGAGGAAUGGGUUGCAAACUCAGAACAGCAGUUCUUUUCACUGUUAGCACACCCUGUGUCCGACCAUCUCACAAAGCUUUGCAAUUGCUGAUGAAUCGCCUUCCCGUUACUGUGCAGUGACUUUGGUGGCAGGCAUGGUGCUGGAAGCCCACUGCUGGUUUAGAGCUCCAAGGGGCAAGCAAAGGAGAAGGCUUUGCAGGGCAAAAGGAGAUGAAGAGACCUGCUCCUCAGCUGCUUUUUUGUGCUUGCUUUUCCUAGUGUAUCCCCCAGGUAUGCAUAGCUGUGAAUGGCUCUUGCCAACCACAAACUGUAAGAGCCCAUUAGAGAGUUACCUUGGAGGAGUUCAUAGGAAGGCCAGUCUGCAAAGCUGCAGUUAUGCAGCACUGUAUGCACUUCUCAUCAGCAUGCUGUGCCAUAGAAUUGUCCUGCCUGUGUUGAGGUUUGGAUUUAAAGUGCUCUUCAAUAAUGUUUUCUCUAAUAGUUUACAUCUCUCAAUGUGCCAAAAGAUUAAAAGACAGAACUUUCCCUUAAGAGCAUCCACUGUCUGUGGAUGCAGUGUAAGAAUAGGAACUGAUUGCCUUCACUAAGCACCAACAAAAAAGCUGAGGUUUUUGUUAUCUGGGGUUGAGAAAGAUAAGGUGUGAGUAAGGGCUACAAAAUCUAGGCCUGAUGUUGUGUUCCAAAUAUCUGGGGUAAGAUUCUGUUGUGCAAAUAUUGCCAAAUUCAGCCUUACAAGCACUUAAAUAUGCCUUUCCCUGUGCCAUUGGAUUAACUGGAGAAACACAUGAAAUGUGUAGAAGUGGUUAGGAGCAAAAUGGAACUGUCUUGUGUUUUACUUCCUAAACGUAGCAGGGAAAAGGGAAAAAAAAUCCUAUGAAUAUUUUUAGUCCUCUAUGAAAUACAGGGAAAUGGGUCUAAUUUUUAAAAGGAUCCAUCACAGAGCUGUAAAAACUUGCGUGUUAUUUAUUGAUUGCUAUAUGUGCUAUAUUUGAGCAAAGGCCACGAGUUAGAGCUGCCCAUACAGGUGAAGGGGCUGAGGCUCGCAGUCCAAGUCUCUGCCCAGGACCAACUGCUGCAGCCACAACAGCUUGGAACUGAGCAGGAACUGCACAGCUGUGGUUUCCAUGGCCUGCCAGCAUGCCGUGCAUCUUACAGGAAAGCAUCUCAUACUUUCUGUACAUUGCUUGGAUACGUACCAGUGCCUUUUUAGUAUCUGGACCUCUGAAUUUUCCCUAAAUGCCUCUCAGAAACAACGAAAAGCCAAAGGAAGAUCUUUUCUGAUUUUCUUAUGUCAUACAUGAUUUCUGUUCCUCCUGUUUUGAAAAUGACCUUUGAUUUCUCCUUCCUGCAGUGCCUGCUUUGACAUUGUUCUCUGUGGUUCUGGUCAAACCAUACCUACUUUGCUUGUUCCACGUGUUUCUCGUUGCUUAACUCUUUAAAUUUGUGGUCACGGGUCUCAGAAAGGCAUUUAGUUAUAUAUUUAAUAUGUUGAUGACAGCAAUCUGUGGAUCCACGUAGAAAUUUAUACUGAAAUAGAAUCAGAAAUAAUGAGGUCAAAAUUGAGCUUUUUUUUUUUUUUUUAAACAGCUUGCAGUUAUGCACAAGUAUUUGAGAGACAGGGUUCUCCUUACUGUAACACUGCAGUAUUAUCAUGUUUAUAUUAUCAUGUUUAUACAAAGAGAAGAAACUGCUGAGAGGUUUUCUCCCUCUCAAUCUGUAACUGAAUGCAGUAUAGCAAAGGUCUGAAAUAAACGAGUUUGACAUUG
Gallus gallus (chicken) is the source of this 3132-nucleotide messenger RNA. RefSeq names its product RAB7, member RAS oncogene family-like 1 (gene RAB7L1). NCBI's taxonomy places the organism in Eukaryota, Metazoa, Chordata, Aves, Galliformes, Phasianidae. Gene Ontology annotation, biological process: vesicle-mediated transport. The record is from RefSeq and is marked validated. The transcript has 5 exons. The coding region runs from base 13 to 630 and encodes 205 amino acids. Gene Ontology annotation, molecular function: GTPase activity; GTP binding. Gene Ontology annotation, cellular component: trans-Golgi network; Golgi apparatus; vesicle.